This is a messenger RNA of Aphanomyces invadans, 1372 nucleotides long. RefSeq lists its product as hypothetical. The record is from RefSeq and is a predicted model, not a curated record. The coding region runs from base 1 to 1275 and encodes 424 amino acids. NCBI's taxonomy places the organism in Eukaryota, Oomycota, Saprolegniomycetes, Saprolegniales, Verrucalvaceae. The transcript is spliced from 3 exons.
AUGGACGACACGAACCGCGUCGGUGACGAUACCGACCUGGCGCUGUUGGACGAAUUCUUGCGGGACGAUGGGAGCCUGUGCGAAGAGAACUUCUUGCCGCAUGCACAGCCGCCGCCUCCACCAAGCGACGCCGUGAUCGCAGCGUCGGUCGACAGGUUGUGGGCCGACUCGGAUGAAAUGGCGCCACCACCGCCAGCGACAUGCAACGAUCGUGUCUCAACACCCAAACGCGGGAAACGGAAUCGAGUGUAUAUGAAGGACGAACUCGAGUACCUCCGCGCCAAGCACGACGAACUGGUGGCCCAGGUUGCCGCGAUCAAGCAAGCCGCCGUUCCGCGCCAGUCGGUUUGGGCGCGACGGGCGAAAGAUCAAGCAGAGGAAGCGCAGCGCGUGCUGCAAGAGAACGCCCGGUUGAAAGAAGCGUUGGACGAACAGCUCAAGAUGGUCGACGCGCUCCAUCGCAUUUUUAGCAAGAAACCCCGCCUCGCCGUAUUCCCGUCGUCAUCGGGGGACUUUGCAGAAUGGAAGGCGGCCACGUUGGGUUCGACCGGCCGCCGCCGCGCUCUACACCGGUUGCUUGAUCAUCAGUUUGCAGCGAUGGAAUCGCAGUGGAUCCGCAACGACGUGUACGCGGCGACGGCGCUGGCAUCGCCGGGUUCGCCCGUGAAAAAGGGUUACGUCCGAAGCGGCACGUUCCUCGUCGUACAUUUUGUGCAGUGCUCGACGUGGGACGCGCCAUUCACGCGGGUCGGAGACGUUCUCUGGGACAUGGUCUCCGUCAAAGUCAAAAUCGAGUUUGCCAACCAGUACGUGUCCGAGGUGGGUCCGCGCGAUGCGUGCAUGCGUGAUAUCGAUGUGUCUGUGCAGAGAGUUGAGGCAUUUGACGACGACACAAUGUACUCGAGGUUCUCGGCCACGUUGCCGCAGCCAUACCUGCCCGCCGUGGACGGCCGCCUUGCCUCGAAACGAUUUCGCGAGCCCAACCGCGUCGUGAUAGUGUAUCGAUCGAUCGUCGAAGACGUGCUGCUACCGCACGACCCGCGGCAUCUCCAGGACAACCAGAGUGGAUGGGUGCUUAUCGAACCGUGGGGAGACAACCGCACGAAGCUAUCGAUCUUGACGUGCCAGACGCCGCCACUUGCGCCGUCGCUGUCGAUUGAAGCCGGCGCCAUGUCGGAAUACAUGCUCGGGAUGUUUGCACAAAACACCAUCAUGUUUGACAAUGCGAUUGCUGCAGCGCUCGCCCGCCGCCCGCCACUGGCUGCGACGUCGUAAACACAGCUCUCGGUAGCAUGCGCCGUGUGUGCCGUGGCAAGUUGAUGCAUUGUCAGGACUCUGUAACUGAAUGCACGUACUCGUCGUUACACGUUCA